Dothidotthia symphoricarpi CBS 119687 is the source of this 930-nucleotide messenger RNA. RefSeq lists its product as uncharacterized. Lineage: Eukaryota; Fungi; Ascomycota; Dothideomycetes; Pleosporales; Dothidotthiaceae. The record is from RefSeq and is a predicted model, not a curated record. The transcript is spliced from 4 exons. The coding region runs from base 1 to 930 and encodes 309 amino acids.
AUGAACCUCGGCUCGAGUUUUGACGAUAAUCUCCGGGAGUGGAUAUUGGCAAUAGUCGCAAUACCGCCCACCCUUGAACCCUGGCCGAACGGAGAGUGUGUGUGCCUCACUUUUACGACCGCACACUCGCUCAGCCGGGAUCCUUCGAUGAAGGUUGGCAAGUGGAAACCCAAAAUUUUCCAGCGCCUCAAGAUCCUCCAACUUCUCCGGACAUCCCUUGAGCUCGAGCUGGGCGUCACGCAUUGCCUCCUCCGCCUUGCGCUGGCGCCUCAACGCACGUUCGGUCUUGGGCCUGAUCGACCUCAUCUCGAUCUGCGAUGUCUUGGACGCGGGACUCACAACAUGCAGACACAUGUUCUCCUGGUAGAUGUUUUUGAUGCAGGCAAUCGUGUCGCUGCGGACAACGGGGAUCUCGUGAACGGUGGAGCUAUUCCCGAGGCUAUCUGGCUCUUCCUCAACCAUCUGCGCCAUCGGUCAUCAUCUCGAUCUCGCUCGUCGCUGCCUCUGACACUGACACCACCUGCGCCAGUCGUUCCAACAAAUUCGAUCCCAGAGGAUAGCAAGGUAGCGCACGGCGCGGCUCGACCAGACGUUGCAGGAGGGGCAAAGCAUACAACACGCGGAUAUGCUUUGGAUGGUCAUGUUGAGCACAUGCGUGUUUCGCCGCUCUGCCAACAGAUGCGGCCUCGCAAGCGCUUUACACACUCGCGCACAACUCGCUACAAGUACCCGCCCCAGUGCGUCAAACUCGAGUUCAAUGCGGUAAACUCGAAUUGCAUCGACUCGUCGAUAUUCCGGCACCGGCAGAUCGUUGCCCAAGCACACUACUCAUCAUACUGCACAAGCCAAACAGGCGCCAGUUUGUCCCAAUACCCGUACACGUCUGGUCUGUUCAUGAAGUUUUCAUCCACGGUGGGCGACACGAACUAG